Messenger RNA from Benincasa hispida (wax gourd), 1256 nucleotides. The record is from RefSeq and is a predicted model, not a curated record. Lineage: Eukaryota; Viridiplantae; Streptophyta; Magnoliopsida; Cucurbitales; Cucurbitaceae.
UAAUGUUGGUAUUUAAAAUUUGGUCCAUCUCGUCACUCUCGCCCACUACACCCACUCUCUUUCUCUACAACUCCGCCGCAGAGCUGCCAUGGCCGACGGCGAUCCACCACUCCAAAAUCUCCAGAAACUUCCAUUGAAAUCCCGCCUCCUCCUCCGCCUACGCUCCGUCAUCGUUGAAAAAUGUUGCCGCCCCAACAUGACCGUCAAUCGCCCUCUCAUUUCUCUUUUCGAGCCCAAAGUCUCCGCUUCCUCUGCCGCUCACGACGGCGUCUUCACUCGCGACACCGUCAUCGAUCCCUCUCGUAACCUCUGGUUUCGCCUCUUCGUCCCUUCCCCCACUUCCGACGACCUCCCCAUGCCCAUCCUCAUCUACUUUCACGGCGGCGGUUUCGUCUUCUUCUCUUCUGAUUUCCUUCCCUUCGAUAUUCUCUGUCGCCAACUCGCGCGUAACCUCCAAGCAAUCGUUGUAUCUGUCAAUUACCGCCUCUCUCCCGAGCACCGCUAUCCUUCUCAGUACGAGGACGAAUUUGACGCUUUGAAGUUCAUCGACGAAUUGGAUUCAAGUGCUUUUCCGGAGAAAUCUGAUUUCGGCCGCUGUUUUAUUUCUGGAGAUAGCGCCGGCGGAAACAUAGCGCACCACGUCGUAGUCAGAUCUGGCGAUUACGACUUCAAGAAGGUGAAGAUCAGAGGCUUGAUCGCGAUUCAACCGUUCUUCGGUGGAGAGGAGCGGACCGAAUCGGAGAUCCGAUUCGCAAAGUCGCCUACGUUGAAUUUGGAGCGGGCUGAUUGGUACUGGAAGGCGUUUUUGCCUGAUGGAUCGAACAGAAAACAUCCGGCGGCGCACGUGUUUGGAGCGGACGGUGUAAACAUUUCGGCCGUGAAGUUUCCGGCGACGCUUGUGAUCGUAGGAGGAUGUGAUCAGUUGCAAGAUUGGGAUAGAAAAUACUAUGAGUGGCUGAAGAACGCCGGAAAAGAAGUGGAAUUAGUCGAAUAUCCGAAGGCGAUUCAUGCAUUUUACACCAUUCCUGAACUGCCGGAAGCUUCGUUGCUGAUUAAAGAUGUUAAGAAUUUCAUUCAGAAAACAGUCAGCAACGUAAAUCAUCAAUGAAACUCAACUCAACUCAAUUUCAACUUCCAUUGUGAGACUGGUUCUUCUUAAUUCUUAACUUGUUCAAUUCUAGUCAUGUUUAAUUUUAGUAUUUAAUUCUGUUUCAUCCUCAUAGAAUAUUAAUUAUUCCUAUUAUUAUUAUUAUUUU